AUGAUCGCGUCCCUCUACCGGACCUGGCGGCAGCAGGCGCGGGCGCUGGCGGCGGUGUGGCGGUGUCCGCAGCUGUACGAGGCGCAUGCGAGGCUGGCGCGGCGGCACAUGGAUGCGUGGCCGGCAUCCGAUAGCCGCUGCGCGGUGUGGGAGCGACGCGCGCGCAAGCGUGUGCGGCAGCUUAUGCAGGCGAACGCGGGCUUUCCGCCGGCGGUGCGGCGUGCGAUCGACGAGGCGUACGGCCGGCGCGGCCCCUUUCGGCACGUCCUUCUUGGGGCGCUCCGUGCGCCGCGUGUGACGCCGCACAAGGCGGAGCUGCGAUACCCCCCCGAGCUGCGUGUGCCGACGGUAUCGCCGGCGCUGCGUGCGCUGCUUGUAUCGCAGCAUGCGCAUCGCGGCUCGGCACCGCGUGCGGCGUCGCUGGCGUGUCCACCGAAGCUGCACGUAGCGAUCGAGACGGUCGAGCGGAUCCCCGGUCGCCGCGUCGGACGCCGGCGCGUGGUGCGCGCGCAUCGGCAGUGGCUGGCGACGCAGCUGAAGCGGCUUCGUGCGCCGCUGUGCGUGCGCGUAGAGGCGGACGAGGCAAGCGAGGAUGUGCGUGCGUGGAACGACUACUAUGCGCAGCUCUAUACACAGCUAGAGACGCUGGCGCGCAGCACGCCGCCCAGGCGCGAGCUGCCGCGGUACGUGGCGGCCGCGCGCGCGGCGGCCGUGCAGGCCCAGCCGCGGCAGGUGCUGCGCCGCUGCGUCUCGUUCGGCGAGCGCGGUCGCCGGCGCAUGUGGGCGGCCGUGCUCGCGAGCGCGCCGGUCCUGACGCUGCGCGCGCGGGACAUGCCGGCGCCGUCGGCACGCGCGCGGAGUGCGAUGGACGCGGCCGUCGAGGGCCUAGGCGCCGCGGCGCGCUGUGCGGUGCGCGUCGCCGUCUCGCCGUGGGCGCUGUACGGUGGCAAAGGCCCGCGGCUGUGCCGCGCGUGGGCGACGCCGGCGGAGGCCGCGUAUUUGCGUCACGUGCCGUAG
Molecule: messenger RNA, 1017 nt
Organism: Malassezia restricta
Lineage: Eukaryota; Fungi; Basidiomycota; Malasseziomycetes; Malasseziales; Malasseziaceae
Exons: 1
Coding region: 1-1017 (338 amino acids)
Source: RefSeq, a predicted model, not a curated record